This is a messenger RNA of Zea mays, 718 nucleotides long. Its product is annotated as pectin acetylesterase 2. Bases 1 to 468 code for a protein of 155 amino acids. The transcript is spliced from 4 exons. Gene Ontology annotation, molecular function: hydrolase activity. The record is from RefSeq and is a predicted model, not a curated record. Lineage: Eukaryota; Viridiplantae; Streptophyta; Magnoliopsida; Poales; Poaceae.
AUGUGGCUUGUGAUCGAUCAAUAUAGUUUUCGGCACCUGGACCAGGUGGCAAGUAAUAAUUCUGGUUUGGAAAUUUUCGGACAGUUCCACCACAUUCUGGCGUCACCUUCGUCUGAUCCUGGAGGCUAUUGGAGCCGCUGCAAGUCGGAUCCUGGUGGAUGCAGCGCAACACAGAUCGCAACCCUCCAAGGACUGAGAAGUGGAAUGUUUACAUCUCUGAGACAGUCUGAAAGCAAACCGAAGGCAGGGGUGUUCAUCAACUCCUGCUUCGCGCAUUGCCAGAGUGAGCUGCAGGACACAUGGUUCGCACCAAAUUCUCCAUCCAUAGAUAACAAGAAAAUUGCAGAGGUGGUAGGUGAUUGGUACUUUGAAAGAGGAGCUGCCGUGGAGAUUGACUGCGCCUAUCCCUGUGAUUCACAGUCUUGUCGCAACCUUAUACCAAUUGAUAAGGAACUGAGGAUGUAUUAGGAGUUCGACAGACGAUUAUACUCAAUUAUCAUCAUAAUAAAAAACACUCUUCUAAUUGUUGAUGAUGUUAUGUUACUUGCAUCAGAUAGCAAACCACCCUAUUGUACAAUCUGUUGGUGGAAACAUGUUUGUGUUGUGCGUUCCAGGUUGUCUGUUUCUUGGUAGCCUUUUUUGGCUGAAUUGGUGAUAUACACAAAAUCUAUUUACUUGUUAGAGUAUACUUUGUAUUGCACCCCUGAUAUCCAGGCCA